UUGAUUCUAUGCUACCCCUCGGACUCGGAGGCAAGAGGAGAGAACUAAAUAGGUAUAGGGGAAAAUAGAAGUAGCGGCUACGGUGUCGUUUUAUCGUAUCCUCUCGUAGUCAUUCAUCAUUUCAUCUCGAACCACCCUUUGCUUCUCCAAAUUCCUCCCAACUCGCGCCACUAUUCUCUUCCGCUGCAACACUCACAAUCGUCCUUUUCUGAUUAUUCAUCCAAAAGGGGUUGUUCUGUUCCGUGCUUCAACAAUUUUACUGUCUUGGACCUGUUAUUGUUUCUGGAGAGACUCCUAGAUUGUUCUGUAUAUAUAGCAAGGAAGGUUUUUGUGUUUUUGGUUUUUGUACCAUUGUGGAUAUGGCUAUUGUUGAGUCAGUGGAGAAGAUUCCUUUGCAAGACCCACCCGAGGAGGAGUUUUGUGCUGCUGACUUGACUUGGACCAAGUUUGGCAAUGCUGAGCACCAUGAUGAAGUUGCCCUCAUUCCCUAUGACAGAGUUGAUGCUUUUAUAAUUGGUGAGUGCUCCAACGUGGAGUGCCCAACCCGGUUUCAUAUCGAGAGAGGAAGGAAACGAACUAUUGGAAGCUUGAAGGAGUACAAGGAUGAUGAGUAUCUGGAGUACAGGCUGUACUGGUGCUCGUUUGGACCAGAAAAUUAUGGGGAGGGAGGAGGUAUAUUACCUAGUCGAAGGUAUCGACUUAAUACUCGAAAUCGUGCUGCUAGACCUCAAUCAAUGCGGGGUUGUACUUGUCAUUUUGUUGUCAAACGUCUUUACACUCGGCCAUCACUUGCACUUAUUAUAUACAAUGAGAGGCGCCAUAUUAACAAGUCUGGUUUUAUCUGCCAUGGACCACUUGAUAGAGAUGCCAUUGGCCCAGGUGCCAAAAAGAUUCCCUAUAUAUGCAAUGAAAUUCAGCAGCAAACUAUGUCCAUGAUAUAUUUGGGCAUUCCAGAAGAGAAUAUCUUGGAGAAACACAUAGAAGGAAUUCAGCGAUAUUGUGGUUCAGAUGCAAAAGUCAGUAGCCUUGCUUAUCAGUAUGUCCACAAGUUAGGGAUGAUUAUCAAAAGGUCUACUCAUGAGCUGGAUCUAGAUGAUCAAGCUAGCAUCCGCAUGUGGAUUGAACGCAAUAGAAAGUCUGUAUUUUUUCACCAGGAUACUUCAGAGUCCGACCCUUUCAUCUUGGGGAUCCAAACAGAAUGGCAGCUGCAACAAAUGAUUCGUUUUGGUCAUCGUAGUGUUGUUGCAGCAGACUCUACGUUCGGUGUGAAGAGACUUAAAUAUCCCUUGUUCACACUACUUGUUUUUGAUUCAAGACAACAUGCACUUCCUGUUGCAUGGGUCAUUACACGUAGCUUUGCAAAGCCUGAUGUGUCUAAAUGGUUGAAAGCUUUAAUUAGUCGAGCUCGUAUUGUUGAGCCAGGAUGGAAAGUCAGUGGAUUUUUGAUAGAUGAUGCUGCUGUUGAAAUUGAUCUUUUGAGAGAUAUAUUUUGCUGUCCUGUCCUAUUUUCACUAUGGCGUGUUCGUAGGUCAUGGCUUAGGAAUAUUGUUAAGAAAUGCAGUAAUAUUGAGGUUCAGCGAGAGAUAUUUAAGCGUCUUGGGACAAUAGUGUACAGCAUUUGGGGAGGUAUUAAUACAUCGGUUUCCUUGGAACAAUUCAUGCUGGAUUUUGUUGAUCAAACUGCUUUCAUGGAAUAUUUCAAAGUCUCCUGGUUGCCCAAGCUUGAAAUGUGGCUUUCAACAAUGAGAAAUUUUCCUCUAGCAAGCCAGGAAGCUUCUGGAGCAUUAGAAGCCUAUCAUGUUAAACUGAAAGCCAAACUUUUUGAUGAUUCACAUCUUGGAGCACUGCAAAGAGUAGAUUGGUUAGUCCACAAGUUAACAACUGAGUUGCAUUCAAGCUACUGGCUUGACCGCUAUGCUGAUGAAAGUGAUUCUUUCCAGAAUGUGAAGGAGAAAUAUAUUGCUACUACAUCAUGGCAUCGAGCACUUCAAAUUCCUGAUUAUGCUGUUACCUUGGAUGAUAAAGAUAACCUCUUUGCCAAGGUUGUGAGCCAGAAAGAUAGUAGCUUAAUACAUCUAGUGUGGAAUCCAGGAUCUGAAUUUGCAUUCUGUGAUUGCUCUUGGUCAAUGCAAGGUAACCUUUGCAAGCAUGUCAUCAAAGUAAACAUGAUUUGUGAAAAUCUUAAAGGUUAUCAACCAUCCAUGUCUUUCCGGUCUUUUGAAGAGGUUUUGAUGGAUCUACAGAGAAAACCAGUGGAUGAUUCAUUUGCUUUGGAUCUGUCAUUGGCUUGGACUCAUCAGAUGCUAGAUCAAAUCCAAAAACUAGUUGAACUGAAUAAUUCUACUGAUAUUGGCACUGUAGUUAACAAUAUGCCUCUGAAAUGGGUUUCUAAGAAAGGAAGAACCUACAUUGGCAAACCAUCGUCAAGUCUGGCUGUUCCUCAUGGUAGCAGUAACACAAAACGUGUUGUUGUGCAUAAGAAGAAUCGGAAACGGAAAAGAUUGUCACGAUUAAGAUGACCAAUUUGGUUAGUACCAGUAGUCAUUAUGUUGAUCUGGAAUAUGUCUGAUCAAUGCAAACUGGAAUCCAUUUCAAAAUAUUCUGCAACUUUUGAAGUUGCAACAUCUAUAAAAGGUCGGCAUAUGUCUUACCCCUAUCAGAGAACAGUUGCUGCUGUAGUUGUAAGAGCAUGGUUGGUAGUUGGAGAUAAAAUGGAGGAAACAAAGCAACUGCGGUGCGUAUGUUUUAUUCAGCUUAUAUACCUGACAAUGCUUUUUGGUGAUCACCUAGGAUGGGGUAGUUGUCAAUUUUUCUUAGAAAGUGAAAGCCAUUCCCUAACUAUUCAAAUUUCAUUGAUUUCCCCUCACUGUCAUAGUCAUGCUAGUGUAAUCAUUUAAUUAUUAUUAUUAUUAUUUCUUUUUAAUUUUUACAUUGUAGCAUCUUUAGAAUUUUAAGUCCUUUAAAAAAGAAGUACUCAAUUCAUUGCAGAAGAUAGAUCGUUCCAUGGAUCAUGUCUUUUCUUUUA
Cajanus cajan (pigeon pea) is the source of this 3025-nucleotide messenger RNA. RefSeq names its product SWIM zinc finger family protein. The record is from RefSeq and is a predicted model, not a curated record. Gene Ontology annotation, molecular function: zinc ion binding. NCBI's taxonomy places the organism in Eukaryota, Viridiplantae, Streptophyta, Magnoliopsida, Fabales, Fabaceae.